GUCAAUGCUUGUAGCUCCUCCUUUCAUCAGUGUGUGAUUAAUAUAGGAGGGGAUCACCUCGCUCCUCCACACAUCUUAGGCAGCAUCCUAGCUUUCUGCUAAGCAGCAGCACUCAGGAGGCCAGUAUGAGGCCUGGGGCUCAGCUGCUACAGUAGUGUGAUAUGAGAAACCGCAUCCCAGAACACAAGCAGCUGCAGUGCUAGCAGCAGACAGCAACUCCCCCAGAGCUCUCCACCAGUUUUAAGCAGCAGACACCCGCAACCACCACCAUACCAAAUGGGUAACCUCCUCAAUGGGGUCAGUUUCAAGGAGCCCACCACUGUAGAGGAAUGUGACUCUACAUGGGACACUGACUCUGGGGGUGAAGAGGAAUUGGAGGAAGAGGAGGAAGACGAUGGACAGGUGGAGAUCACAGAAAGCCAACCAGGGGACAGUUGUGAGAGGGAGAAAGAUGCUGAAGAUCUGGGAGAUGCAGCAGAGGUGACAGCCAGUGAAAAAUCAGAGGAUAAACAGAUUUCUGAAACUGAGCAGGAUCCUGAUCUUCAGCUCACUCUAAAGGUUGAUGCCUCCGAGAUAGGAGCUGGUGCAGUCAACCCAAAGGGACCCUAUAACUUCCAAGUUGCACCCUGUAGCCUUUUUUCCAAACGGUUUACUCCUGCGGAGAGGAAUUAUGAUGUGGCCGCUCAUGCGAAAUCGGUGGAGCACUGUAAGAAGAGAUUCUCAGACAUCAACAGAAUCUUGAAGGCCAAGCUGGCCAGGGAGAAACAGUCUGCAUGUACUACAGGCGGUGGCGUGCCGUAUACAGCAGAGUUGUUUUCAUACAAGACUCAGCUGAUGGAGAAGCUGAGGGCAAAUAUGACGCUCGGUCUGGAUUUGGUUGGGCAUGAUACUGACGAGGUGGCAGCAUCUACCAGUGCUGCUGCAGUGCUCCUUCGAAACAUCACUGCUUACACUACUAUUCUUCUACCUAACGGGCUCAUCUACAGAGUCAUAUUACAGAGCAAUAUGGAAUGUGCUACUGGUAUUUUGGGGAAGCUGAGCUAUCUGCUUGCGGAUCAUCAUGCCACUCUUGAAGCCACGUUGCAUAUGGCACUCCAACCUAUGGAUGUUUAUAACCCCCAAACUCGAUCUGAACCUAUUCUAAUGGAUUGUGAGGGUGGAAGUGCUCUGGGGCCCCAGUGCUUACUAGCCUCUCUGAACAGUAGUGACAAAGAAUCGGAACGUGCUACUAUGCUGAUCACAAUAGAAGAUGGGGAAAUGAUGAAUACGUACACAAGUGCUGCUGAACACAAACAUACCUCUGCAUGGAUCGAUGACAACGACAUUGCUGCAACCGACCAGCCUUUUCAAAAUUUAGAUUACUCACGCUGCUAUACCCUAGAAUAUAUUCUCUUGACGAUCUCUGGGCUGAGGCCCUUCCACUUUAUGGGUAGUCGUGUUAUGUGGAAUAGAGACCUUGAAUUUCACACUGAACUAGUGAUAACUGACAGCAGCACAGCCGAGAAUAACAUGAAACCAAAGAGAAGCUUUUAUGCUGCAAGAGAUUUGUUCAAGUAUCGACAUCAAUACCCACAGAACAUUAAGGAUCUUCGCUAUCAAAACGACUUGUGCAAUCUCAGAUUUUAUAUGAACAAGAUUCCUUUUAAACCUGAUGGUGUUUCUAUUGAAGACAUUUUAAAUAAAUGGAAGGGUGAUUAUGAUAAACUUGAACAUAAUCACACGUACAUACAAUGGCUUUUCCCACUAAGAGAGCAAGGAUUGAAUUUCUAUGCUAAAGAACUGACUUCUAGUGAAAUUGAGGAAUUCAAAAAGACAAAGGAAGCAGUUAAAAGAUUUGUUUCAGCAUACAAGAUGAUGUUGGAUUUUUUUGGAAUAAAAUUGAUUGACAAGAGUGGGAAUGUUUCUAGAGCAGCAAACUGGGAAGAGAGAUUUCAGCACUUGAAUGAAUCUCAGCACAACUAUUUAAGAAUCACACGUAUAUUGAAAAGUCUGGGGGAACUUGGUUAUGAGAAUUUUAAAUUUCCACUAGUAAAAAUUCUCCUUGAAGAAUCUGUGGUUAAAAAUACUAUCCCAAACAUGAAACAAAGUGCUUUGGAGUAUUUUGUGUACACUAUUAGAGAUAGAAGGACAAGGAGAAAACUUUUGCGUUUCGCCAAUCGACAUUACCAACCUGCUGAACACUUUAUUUGGGGUCCACCAAAAAAACUAAAUACUGAUGAAUCUAAAGUAGGUAGAAAGACCACACCUGCUAACAGAUGUCACAAAAAACAUUCCAGCAUAGAAAAAAAAUCAAAGGAAACCAAAUCGUCACCUGCAACUGAAAGGACAGAGAAUCAGCUUCCUAUUGAAAACAGAACAGAAACUCUCCCAGAGGACGUUGUGGCAAAAAAAGAAAGAUGUGAAAGCAAUGCUUGCAGUGACUCAGAAAGCAGCGAUGGGAAAUGUAAAACUGAUGUGUCUAAGUCAGAGGCAUCCAGCCCUCAUGUUGAGGAUAAACAACAUUUAUCAUUAACACCAGAAAAUGAUGCAGGACACCAAUCUGAAAAGCUUGGGAAAUCUGGUGAAAUUGUAAUAGUGGAAUCUUCUGAUGAGGAAAGCAAAGAUUGUUUGUGCAGUUUAUCACCGGUUACACCAAACACUGUUGAUUCAACUGCAUCUUCAGGAGAAACCGUAGAACCUGAGAGUGAACCUAAAGAUGGAGCCAAAUGUUAAGCCAUGGACUUUAGUUUAAUAGUAUUUUAAUGCCAUUUGAGAUGGUUGUUAAAAAUCUGGUUUCAAUGUAAAAAUAAAAAUGCCCAACAUAG
Molecule: messenger RNA, 2804 nt
Organism: Bombina bombina (fire-bellied toad)
Lineage: Eukaryota; Metazoa; Chordata; Amphibia; Anura; Bombinatoridae
Gene: OGFRL1
Product: opioid growth factor receptor like 1
Exons: 12
Coding region: 277-2712 (811 amino acids)
Cellular component (GO): membrane
Molecular function (GO): opioid growth factor receptor activity
Source: RefSeq, a predicted model, not a curated record